Protopolystoma xenopodis is the source of this 219-nucleotide messenger RNA. NCBI's taxonomy places the organism in Eukaryota, Metazoa, Platyhelminthes, Monogenea, Polystomatidea, Polystomatidae. The record is from the annotation of a GenBank genome assembly.
AUGAGGUUGUAUGAGAGUGGGUCUGAUUUGAGGGAGGGACCGGCCUCAAAUGAAGAGGCGAAAAGAGGUACAAGUUGCCGGAAGUGCCAUAAACCCUACUGGUGGGAGAUGUGCCAGAAACCGCGUGGGCAGAUGCGUCCACGACAAAGCCAAACUCGACGACCGAAGGCAGAAGCGGAUGACCUCAAGGCAGAAGAUUCAUCAGAUUAUAAGUCGUGA